UGCUGUCACGAGGGAUAUUUACCGGAAGAAAGAUCAGGUAAAGUCUCGAAGGUUGUAUCUUGGGGAAAUCGGGCGAUUGCAUAGAAUAAUAGGGUUUAAAGAAGUUAAUCUGAAAGCGGAAUGCGCUGUUUUCCCUGAUGACACGCUGCAAAGGAUGAUUGCGAGCCUAAGAAGUGUUCGACACUUUUCUACAACAGCGAUUAUGAAGCAAGUUGUUUCAGAGCUACAUGUGUCGGUGCCAUGGGGAGAAAUAAGGGGCCAAGCUUGGGGUCCUGAUCAUGGCCGUCCAGUACUGUGCCUGCAUGGCUGGGCAGACAAUGCUGGGUCAUUCAACACCCUAAUUCCAUUUCUACCAAGAGACUGGAAGUGUGUGGCCGUGGAUUUGGUCGGCCAUGGACUGUCCAGCCACAGGCCGGCAGGAGUCUUCUACACCUUCCCCGCGUACGUGUACGACGUGCGGCAGGUCGUCGAAGCUCUGCAGUGGAAACGCUUCUCCAUAAUUGGACACAGCAUGGGAGGCAACAUUGCUGGUUUGUUCAGCGCGUUAUAUCCCGAGAUGGUGGAAUCUGUCGUGUUCCUGGACUCGUUCGGCUUCCUCCCUACUGAGAUGAAAGAGAUGGCAGGACUCGCAAGAAAAGGGAUCGAGGAGAUGAUUGAGUUUGAAAAAAAGAAAGAUGAGAAGAGAGAACGGCUUUACACUUAUGAGAAAGCAGUAGAAAGGUUGAUGACAGCCAAUCCGUCUUUGUCUGAGAAAUCUGUUCACGUCCUUUUGGAGAGAGGCAGCGCGCAAGUUGACGGAGGUGUGGUUUUCAACAGAGAUUUUAGAAUCAACUUGACGAACAUUGUGCGCCUCAGCUUAGAGCAGAGCCUGGAGCUGCAAUCCAGAAUACAGGCUAAAGUUCUUGUUGUCCUGGCAGAGGAUGGACUUAUGAAAAUACCGUCUAAUCCAGAGCAGAAGAGGUACUUCUCUACCCUGCUGGAUGGCUUUAAAGGCCUCGGGGGCCGCGUGUUGACAGUGCCAGGGAACCAUCAUGUUCAUCUGAAUGACCCCGAAACCGUGGCCUCCAUCAUCACCGAUUUCCUGGAGGGCGGAGCCUCAGACUUGGCUGCUAAACUGACUUCUCCGCAAAUCUAGAGCAGCUCUACUCCAUUCCAGCAGCUACUCCCCGGAAACAUGCCUUGGCUGUUCCUUGACUGGUUUGUUCCCCUCUACCUGCUUGUGUCAGUCCUAGUUCUGGCGGGGUUUGGAGCUUGCCU
Molecule: messenger RNA, 1257 nt
Organism: Brienomyrus brachyistius
Lineage: Eukaryota; Metazoa; Chordata; Actinopteri; Osteoglossiformes; Mormyridae
Product: serine hydrolase-like protein
Exons: 15
Coding region: 155-1135 (326 amino acids)
Source: RefSeq, a predicted model, not a curated record